Carlito syrichta (Philippine tarsier) is the source of this 1265-nucleotide messenger RNA. RefSeq names its product zinc finger protein 532-like. The annotation marks the transcript as partial. The transcript is spliced from 6 exons. The record is from RefSeq and is a predicted model, not a curated record. Lineage: Eukaryota; Metazoa; Chordata; Mammalia; Primates; Tarsiidae.
AUGAACCACAACCAGUGUGACAUAAGCACAUUUGUAUUUUGGGAAUAUCAUCCUGCUGCUGGGCGGUUAAUGGAUGCCCACCUGGUUGAGGCAGGAAGCCAGGUGACAUAUGUUGUCAUCCUCAUCGUCACCGUCAUUAUCAAAUCGUACAUGUGCUUUAACUCAAACUUGCCUCAAAUAACUCUUGGAUUAUUUAAGGCAGCUUCAGUUUCCAAAGUUUCUGCGCACACUUUGCGCUUUCUGUCUGACACGGCACCAUCUCCUGUGAAGAAAUCCGUGGAACCCAAGAAGGUGGCCUGUCCUGGGUGGACGUGUUGGGAAUGUGACCGCCUGUUCGCGCAGAGAGAUGUGCACAUAUCCCACGCGAGGAAGGAGCACGGGAAGCAAAUGAAGAAGCAUCCCUGCCACCAGAGUGACAAGUCUCUCAGCUGGUGCCACAGCCUGUGCCGGUGCAACCGGAUCGAGCACAAAGGCAUCCAGGACCCCAACGCGAAGGAGAUGACAGAUGCCACCCACGAGGAGGAGGUGGAGCUCAGGGAAGACACCAAGGCUCCCAGCCCCAAGAGGAAGCUGGAAGAACCGGUCCUGGAGUCCAGGCCCCCUCGAGGGACGAUCACGCAGCCGCUGAAGAAGCUGGAGAUCGACGUUUUCAAGGUCCACAAGGGCACCGUGCAUGGCUUCACCUCCGAGGACCUGUUGCAGUUCCACGAACACAUCCCUCAGCCCCGGUCGGACGGCUCCUCCUCCCAGUGCCGGGAGUGCGGCCUCGGCUACACGUCCCACGUCUCCCUGUCCAGGUCCCUCUGCAUCGUGCACAAGCUGAAGGAGCCGCAGCCCGUGUCCAGGCGGAACGGGGCCGGGGAAGACGGCCAGCAGGAGGACAAGCCCAGCCACGAGGACGAGGACUUGUCCAGAAACACAAGUACUCCAGAUGGUUCUCUGAUUAUCUAUGGCUACUGUCAAAGAGAUGAGGAUUUUGUUGAGUGUGGGCCCCAGGAAGAGACGACGGACGUCCAGAUCACACCCGAGGGCUUUAUGUUCACUAAGAAUCAUUCGGCUUUGCACACUGGCAACUUGCAAAAAGUUCGUUGGAAAGGGACGAUCGAGUUGGGUCUGGGUCUUCUGAUUGAUCGUGUACCCUUGACGACAGCACAUGUUCCUAACAGAAGCUUUGGAAAUGUUUUGGAAGCAGAAAGCCCAAGUCCUGAUUUUAAAGGCUAUCUAGUUCCAGAAAUAAGACUUAGCAUUCAAAGUACUGGGAAAAG